AUGUCCUCGCACUCGCAAAUGCUCCAGUCCAAAAACAUAAGUAAGGUGCUGGUGCAGCUUCUCCAACCAAAUCCUGAAGUUAGCACUUCUCUCCCAAUUUCAAUAUCGUUAGUGUCUCUCAGCACUAGCCAGCCAUUAAUAUCAUGUAUUUCAGACCUUUACAAAAAGAAAAUGGUUUCAAGAACGAAUGCGAAGAAAAUACAACAGGACGAAGAGUUAAGAAGUAUAAUAUCGAAUGAACAGACAAAUGAGGAUGUCUCGGUGCUUGACUCUGAGAUAAGUGCAUUUCGUUCAACUGGAGGUGAUGAAUAUACAAAUAGCAAGGGGCAACCCGGAUCCAAUAGAAAUGCAAACGGUGAAUCAAAAAAGACGGAACCAUUAAGCAAAAUAGAGCAGAUUCAAAAGCAGAUAGACUACUUGGAAACACACUUUGACGGCAACUACAUAAAUGCCAAUGUUGACCCCAGCGACAACUUGAGCAUCAUAUCCAUACUCUGCUUCAAGGAAUUCAAAUCACGAAAGCAUUCCAACAUGGCUGGAGUAGCUGACCCCUGGAUGAUUAUAUCUUUUAGCGAUUACUUGGCAUUUAUAUAUGAGAUAAACGAUCAAUAUGCAUUGCUGCUUUGCUGUGAUUCCGGUUACCCGAAGGGAUUUAGUAUCAAGAGAUUGGAAAACGCUUCUAAAUUCUUGAAAAGUCAGCUUUAA
Molecule: messenger RNA, 705 nt
Organism: Brettanomyces bruxellensis
Lineage: Eukaryota; Fungi; Ascomycota; Pichiomycetes; Pichiales; Pichiaceae
Exons: 1
Coding region: 1-705 (234 amino acids)
Source: RefSeq, a predicted model, not a curated record